GACCCGCAAAUUUUCCUGUGCUCGCCUCAACCCGAUUCUGCCUGCCGGUCGUCGCCUGCACCUGAAAAGCGUGCCUACGUGUCGAGCAACAAAUUGAUCUUUCUAUCAGUAUUAUUAUCUGAUUUUCGCUGACACAAACGGCUACAGUAUUGAGCGUUUGCCAUUCUUCCAUGAGUUGAACAUGGAAUCACCGCGCAGAAGAAGUGUUAUUUAGGAACAACGUGAACAUCGGUGCGCUGAUAAAAAACCCAGCCUUUUGCUGGUCGAACCCGUCUUCUCGACUUAUCAUAGCGCACCGUAGUCCAUCGCUUUCAUUAUUAUUAUUAUUGUUAUUAUUAUUGUUAAUCUAGACUGUAUCAACACAAAGUCACGUACUUACGGUCGGCAAUGAUCGUGGCACAGAAGCUCUUCAUUACUGCUGCUUUAAUAGCGGUGGUGAGUUCUACGCUUUGCUGCGUCUACGCAUCCACAAAGACGAACUUUGGCUACGCUGCUUGCGACCCCUCCGUCGUGCAGUCCAGCGGCUACAUCGACAUCCCCGGUGUGAGCGGGACACAGAAGCACUACUUCUACUGGCUGUUUGGUCCUCGUCGGUGGCCCACGGACGGCAGCCAACCGCCUGUGAUUAUGUGGAUGACGGGCGGACCCGGGUGCAGCUCAGGAUUGGCGCUAGCUAUGGAGCUGGGCCCGUGCAAAGUCAAUGAAACCUCCGGUGAGCUGCACCGCAACGCGUACGGGUGGAACGACGAGGCGUACCUGCUGUUCGUGGACCAGCCGACGGGUGUGGGCUACUCCUACGGCGACAAGGCCAACUACGUGCACAACGAGAGCGAGGUGGCGGAGGACAUGUACCACUUCCUGCAGGGCUUUGCGAGGAAGUUCACGUCGCCCUCCAUCACCGGCGCGAACGACUUCUUCAUCAUCGGCGAGAGCUACGCCGGACACUACGUUCCCGCGGUGAGCUACCGAAUCUUCCAGGGCAACCAGCGUGGUGACGGCCCCGUGAUCAACCUGAAGGGCAUCGGCAUUGGCAACGGGUUCACAAAUUUGUACAUCCAGUACCCUUUCUAUGUUACCUAUGCCUACGAUUUCUGCACGCAAAAACUGGGCACGCCGUGUGUGAACGCGACUACCCGCGACGAGAUGCUGUCGAUGAUGCCACACUGCCUUGAUCUGAUUGCGCAGUGCAACUCCUUCCCGGACGACACGGACGCGUCGUGCGGGGAGGCGACGAGGUACUGCACCGUUAUUGAAGGCAUGUUUGCUCGUAGCGGAUUAAACGCAAUGGACAUCACAAAGAAGAGCGUCGGUACUCUCGGCUACUCGAUGAAUCACACGCUGAAGUUUUUCUCCAACGCCGAGCUCCGCGCUCGACUUGGAGUGGCAGACGGCGUGCAGUGGUCUGUGUGCAACGACGACGUCUCUCAGCUGUUCGAUAACGAUGAGCUGCGUAACUUUGACUACGCUAUCCCGCCGAUCCUCGCCGCCGGUGUGCCUGUGAUGUUGUACGUCGGAGACCUCGAUUACAGCUGCAACUGGAUGGGCAACAAAGCUUGGGCAACGGCACUGGAGUGGCCUGGGAAGGCAGGGUUCAAUGCCGCUCCCGAUGUGGAGUUUACUGUGAACGGCCGUACUGCUGGACAAGAGCGGAAGUACGGCAACUUCAGCUUCGUGCGUGUGUACGAUGCGGGACACAUGGUGCCGAUGGAUCAGCCGGAAGUGGCGUUGGAAGUCGUGUCAAAAAUCUUACGCAAUGCACGAUUGGCAGAGCGAACGUAG
This is a messenger RNA of Leptomonas pyrrhocoris, 1779 nucleotides long. Its product is annotated as putative mitochondrial serine carboxypeptidase (CBP1). The coding region runs from base 388 to 1779 and encodes 463 amino acids. The record is from RefSeq and is a predicted model, not a curated record. Lineage: Eukaryota; Euglenozoa; Kinetoplastea; Trypanosomatida; Trypanosomatidae. The transcript has a single exon. Gene Ontology annotation, molecular function: serine-type carboxypeptidase activity. Gene Ontology annotation, biological process: proteolysis.